UGCACUAGCCCGUCUACUUAGGCAGAAGUGUGGCUGGUUAGCUGCUUUGUUUGCAUGAUAACUUCCAGGAUAAAAUGUCCAUGCAACGGCGCCUCUGACCUGGGGUACUCCCAUCUUUUACUUUAAAAGUACGUCAGUAGUUAAAAUACACAUCACUGCAUUAGUGGAAUCAUUAUCAGAAAUCUACGAUUUUUUUUUUCCAAAUGUCGAUUAUACGGAUUUCAGCUUUGUUGCCGUUGUCUAUGCAUGUGUAUAGAAACAGGAAGAUCAGAGUUGCAACUUUCUCUCGAUGCCAGGUUUCGCUCUUCCUUCUUCAUAGCAAGAAAUGAGGACGCAGUGUCACCUAAGAUGAGCGUUGUGGUCAAAACGGCACCACAAGAAGAAAAACACCUGAAGUUCCAGCUGUCGCAUCCUGUUGUUCCUCAAGAGAGCACCUUUAAAAUACUCUCCACCAAGAUUGAGAUUAUGAUGAAGAAGAGUGAAGCGAUACGUUGGGAGACACUGGAAAUGGAGGGGGCCCAGGUUAACAUGAAGCCAUUCACUCCAAACCAGUAUCCAUCCUCUUCCCUUUACUCCCGUAACUGGGACAAACUGGUGAGGGACAUUAAGGAUGAAGAGAAGAAUGAGAAGCUGGAGGGGGACACUGCUCUGAGCGAUCUCUUCCAGCAGAUCUACUCCGACGGUUUGGAUGACGUCAGGCACGCCACGAAUAAGUCUUUCAUGGAGUCUGGUGGAACAAUCCUAAGCACCAACUGGAAGUAUGUGGGUAAAAGAAAAGUGAAGGUAAGAUGGCGCUGGCUGCAUGGACUGCUGCUGUCUUCUGCAUGAGGGCCUCACACGACACCCAGGAUGCGGCCCACCCACCAACGGCAGGGCAUGAUCAUCCUGCAGGCCACGCGGC
Paramormyrops kingsleyae is the source of this 901-nucleotide messenger RNA. Its product is annotated as protein SGT1 homolog. NCBI's taxonomy places the organism in Eukaryota, Metazoa, Chordata, Actinopteri, Osteoglossiformes, Mormyridae. Gene Ontology annotation, molecular function: protein-folding chaperone binding. The record is from RefSeq and is a predicted model, not a curated record.